Messenger RNA from Mercenaria mercenaria, 7002 nucleotides. RefSeq names its product 5'-AMP-activated protein kinase subunit gamma-1-like. Lineage: Eukaryota; Metazoa; Mollusca; Bivalvia; Venerida; Veneridae. The record is from RefSeq and is a predicted model, not a curated record. The coding region runs from base 1152 to 3059 and encodes 635 amino acids. The transcript has 18 exons.
UUUUUCACCAUCAUAAGUGGACACUGUACAUCAAGAAACAUAACUCUAUCCUGCUUUUUGCAAGAAUGAUGGCCCUUUUUAGACUUAGAAAAUCAUGGGUAGGACAAUAUUUCUAUUACACAAAAAAAAUCAGAUGAGCGUCAGCUCCCGCAAGGCGGUGCUCUUGUUCCCUUUGAAGUAGCCGAGUUGCUAUUAAGUUCAAAUGUCGGUUAUAAUUCUUAUAAAAUGAAAUCAAGCGUAACAAAAUAUUAGAAAACUAUCAUUAUUUAAAUUAACAAAUUUUAACAUUAUUUUAAGUUAAAAAAAAAAAAAGAAAUGAAAAAAUGCUACCCCCAAAAGAAGAUAUAAAUCAUACUGCAAAAAGGAUUAAUUAAUAUUCCAUAGGGGAUUCAAUAUGUUGAGUCAUUCUGGGAAAAUUAAACCCUUGUGAAAUUCUUGUUCAUUUUAUGCUCAGAAGUUAAAAUCCAGGGAAUUAGUUAUAAUAAUCCACAUGAAAUAGCUGAAACAGUGGUUUAAGACAAAUUAACCCUUAGCCUGCUGGCGGCAGAUGAUUCUGCCUUUGCGACCAGUGCAGACCAAGAUCAGCCUGCACAUCCGUGCAGUCUGAUCAUGGUCUACACUGUUCGCUAUUCAGUCAGUAAAUUUUCAGUGAAAACCCCUUUGAGUAAUAAGUGGUACUGUCCAAAUUGAAAGAUGGACCAGUCCAUUAUAGAAAUAUAGCAGGUUAAGACAAAGACUUGAAAUCAUUGUACCAACAGAAUUAAAUGACUUCACAAAACAUAUUUGACUGGAUGCAGAAAGUUUUUGUGAUGUGACUUUGACAUUUCAUGGAAGGUUCUUGGCAGCAUACCAUUGAUUGUACAUUUUUCAGCUGUAAUGAGAAAAGUCAGGCACAUACUAAAUUAAAAAAGAAACGAAAAAACAAAUGAAAUGAAUUCCAGGCUGCCAUUCUGAAUUUGGAAGAUAGUGUGUAAUUCCUUAUAUAAUUAGACUGCUCUUUCUUCUUGGUAAUUUCUCGUUUUGGUUACUCCCUGUAAGGCAAAAGUGCUUAAGUAGAAAUUUUAUACUGCUUGCUGAAUGGUUUACACAAAGGAGUUUAAAAUCUUUGAGAAUAAUUAGAACCAGACUGUGUUUGGAGAACAAACGAAAAAAUGGAAGAAUUACAUAAGAAGAGGAGUUUGAAGCAUAAGCGGAGUUUAUUCGAGAGAAUGCGAGGGUUCCGCUCCAUGGAUGAGCAUAGAACUGGCGAGUACGAGCGUCCUCGAGGGAAAAGUGUUGAUCUGAGCGCAAUAGCAAUGCCGCUGAUGGAGUCGGAACACAGCCCCUCAUCUCCAGUAUCUCCGGGUUAUCACGGGUCAGUCGACAAUGUUGAUGGCGAAUUCAGACCUAGAUCAGGAUCAACGGGUAUCAGGGGACUAUUUUCAAAAGACAAAGCCAGAAAAAAAUCUGGGGAAGAAAAUGUGAAAGGGAAUUCCCCAUCAACUUCAUCAAAAGUUAAAAACUUCUUUGACUCAAUAAGACCUCGCUCAAAAUCGGAUUUAUCAGGAAUAAAGAAACCAAAUAAAAAAGCUAUACAAGCAGCCAGAAUGGAUGCGUCUAUGGAUGAAUCACAACUGAGUGCCUUAAAAAAUAAUGAUCAUAUUGUAACGUUACCCCCUGAAAAUCAAGAUGACUCGCUAAUGGGAAAAAUUCUUGGGGAUCAGCUAAAAGUUCCAAGUUCUAGGCAGCGGCAUCAGUCAGGUCCACCGACAGGAGUUGAUCAGUUUCACAACCGAUACAGACCUCGUGCAAACUCAGAUUCAAAACACAUGCGACAGAAAAAGGUUCUUGUACACCAGUCAAGUUGUAGUCCCCCUUCAAGUCCACGAAUAAUGUCUCCCCUGCGAUCUUCGUCGCUGUCGAAUGAACCAAAGUCGGCACCACCGUUACAGAGUAGGUUAUCUCCCUUCCAGAAUGAUCACUCACACGCGAUCAUUUACCGACCAGAGAGUCCUAACACUGUCAAGUUCAACCUUGAUGGUGAAAUGGAGAGAAUGGAAAUUGAAGAUUUGGAUGAGAAUUCCGAUGUUGUGUUUGCGAAAUUCAUGAGAGCGCACAAAUGUUAUGACAUCAUACCAACUAGCGCUAAGCUUGUUAUAUUUGACACACAGUUAAAUGUGAAGAAAGCAUUUUUUGCCCUGGUAUACAAUGGUGUGAGAGCAGCCCCGCUGUGGAGCAGUGCUAAACAGGACUAUGAAGGGAUGCUGACAAUUACAGACUUUAUCUCCAUCUUGCACAAAUAUUAUACGUCUCCGAAUGAUAAAGAGCAAGGACACGAUGUGAAGAUGGAUGAACUGGAAGAACACAACAUAGAGAAAUGGAGAGAGGUACUGAAGGACAAGCAGCGACCAUUUGUGUGUAUAGACCCGGAUGCAAGUCUGUUUGAGGCGAUACGUACCUUGAUCCACAAUCACGUACAUCGUCUACCAGUCAUUGACAAGAUUACUGGCAACGCCAUCUAUAUUCUUACACACAAGAGAAUCCUUAGGUUCCUGUAUUUAUAUAUAAAUGACCUUCCAAAGCCAACAUUCUGGGAAAAAUCUAUAGGAGAACUCGAAAUUGGAACUUACGAUAAUGUUAUAACGGCAAGGCGUGACACAAGUGUGUACGAGGCGCUGAAUAUGUUUGUACAACACAGAAUAUCGGCACUUCCAGUGGUUGAUGAUGACAGGAAAGUUGUUGAUAUCUAUGCCAAGUUUGAUGUUAUUAAUUUGGCAGCAGAAAAGACGUACAACAACCUGGAUAUUACUAUACAGCAGGCAUUACAGCAUAGGAUGGGGGCAAGUUGGUUUGAAGGUGUAGUGAAGUGUUACGUGAAGGACUCACUGAGCGUUGUCAUAGAUAAAAUCGUGAAAGCAGAGGUACACAGACUUGUGAUUGUAGACGAGGAAGACCACGUCAUUGGCAUCAUCUCCCUCUCCGACCUUCUCAACCACUUGAUACUGAAACCAAUGGGCAAUGGUUAUAGGAGUGGUGAUAGGGACAAGUCAACAGAUACAUUAACAGAUACUUUAACAUAGACUAUGUGCAUGUUAUUUUACUCUUAAUCAAAAAGGUGGAGAAGAAGAUAUCAUUUUCAUGACAAGACAGGAGCAUUGUGUUGGAUACUAUCUCGUCGCCAAUCAAAACUCACUUUACAACUGCUGAAGCCAAUCCAAAUUAAUGGCUGGCUUUUCAACUUCUGAUUGGUGGAUAGUGGUCAUCCCACCAUCUGAUUGGCUGCCAGCAUCAUCAUGUAAACUUUAAAUUGAUUGGCUCAGAUUUGUGUAAUGAAUUUGAAUGGCAGACAUUGUAUGGGAUACAACUGGCAUGUGAGAAUAAAAGCUCAAGACUUAUUGGCUACUUGAACUGAAAGGGAUGAUGUGAUUGGCCAGUUGUCUGUGGACAUCUGAUUGGCCAGUUCAUGUGACAUAUAUCCAGAUAUUAUGGUUCAGUCCGCAAACCAGAGACUGUAUGAGUGUGCAUCAGAGAUCGGAUUUAAUUAAUUUGAUUUAGGAAAAAAAAAACAAAAAAAAUUACUAAUAAUUAAGAAAUCAUGUGUUAAAAUAAGAGUUUUCAUUGUUCAGAUAUUGAAUGCAUUCGAUAAUCAUACAUAGAAAGAGUUAUCAUUUUAACAUUUAUGUUUAUAUUAGUCAGAAAAUCAGUGUAUAUUAGUUAACAGUGUAUUCUAACAUACACAGGGCUGUUGGACUAUCUGUCUUAUGUGUCACUUUAUUAACUAACAGAUCAACAAACGUCUGUUGCUUUGAGGAAAGCAGAAUAGAAAAUUUGAAUAUUGUGUGUAAAAGUCUCUCCCAUACUGUAAUGACUGCUUAAUGUGGCAAGUCAAGUAGCUGAAAAACCUGAAUUUAUGAUAGGUUAGCAUGAAAGCUUUUGUUAUGCUGCCUGAAGGGAAGUAUUCAGUUACUACGAGGUUUCGAAGGAAGAGACGCCUAUCAGGCUACAGAAGACAGUUCUAAGACGGCGAGAGAUCUUUGACAUUAUCGGACUGCAGUCUCAGACGGCCCUGUUUCAUAUAUCAUUAUUUUAUAAUACUAGAUAUCCUGACAGUAUUGUGGUCAUUGUUGGUGAUGAAUUUUCAGUGUUAGGAUAUAAAUUUUUCACUUCUAGAUCUAAGAAUUUUAAGUGUUAGAGGUGUGUUUUUUUCCCAGAAGUACAGAUGGGAUUUUAGAGGUUUUUCUAGCUGUGAUAAAGAAAUGAUAUUCUGUGCUAGAAAUAUGCUGACUUUGGAUUAUAAAACAUACUGUAGCAUUGUACUUUGCGAUUGGUUCAAACUGAAAUUUUAUACCGAUUGCAUUGCUCAGUACUGUAAUAAAUGUUUUGUAAUUUUAAAGUCCUGCGUUUUUAGCUUACCCGAGCACGAAGUGCUUGAGGUGAGCAAUUGUGAACACUCUUCAUGAAGCCACACUUUUCGUCCUGUCCUAAACUUGUUCAAACAGUUCUAUUUAGUUGCACAUAGUGGGCCGCUCGCAGCUCUUCAGAUAAUUCUGAUUCGUCAAAACGCAUGGCCACUGGGGGUGGGAGUGGGGAGUGGCAUUGUUAAAAAUUCCCUAACUGUAUCAAGUGUGAAAUCAGUAAAACAGUCUUGUCAGAAACAGCUGACCAAAUUUCAGAUUAAUUUCAUAGUAAUGAUUUUGAAUGAUACUGUACUUUGAAUGUUACUUUUCGGAUUUCCUCCUUCCCACCCCCAUCCCCCACCCACAGAAAAAAGAAAAUUGCUGAAUCAUAACACUUUCCAAAGUAAUUUGGCAGAAGUAUUUCUUGAUAUACCUGUUUGAGUUGUGAAACUCUGGUGAGCGAUGAAGGGCCAUCAUGACCCUCUUGCUUGUACGAUAGGUAUCACACUGAAUACAUGCAUUCCACCUUUAUCGUUGUGUGAUAUUGAUGACAUUUUGUCUUGUUAUAAUACAGCUUACAGCCGUGAAAUAUUUAAGAGAAGAGAAUUGUAUUUGUUUUCAACUGCAACUAACGUAGAUCAACUGGGACUACUUUUGGUCAGCUGAUACUAACUUGAUUACCUGCGAGUUACUUUGAGUAACUGGGACUACUUUUGGCCAAGUGAUAGUAACUUGAUUACCUUCGACUAACUUUGAUUAACUGGGACUACUUUUGGUCAGUUAUAGUGACUUAAUAACCUGCUACUAACUUUGAUUAACUGAGACUACUUUUGGCCAAGUGAUAGUAACUUGAUUACCUUCGACUAACUUUGAUUAACUGGGACUACUUUUGGUCAGUUAUAGUGACUUAAUAACCUGCUACUAACUUUGAUUAACUGGGACUACUUUUGGUCAAGUGAUAAUAACUUUAUUAGCUACGACUAACUUCAAUCAACUGGGACUAACUUGGAUCAGCUGGAACUAACAUUGAUCAACUGGGACUACUUUUGGUCAAGUGAUAGUAACUUAAUUACCUUCGACUAACUUUGAUUAACUGGGACUACUUCUGGUCAGCUGAUCCUAACUUGAUUAGCUGUGACUAACUUGAUUAACUGGGACUACUUUUGGUCAAGUGAUACUAACUUAAUUAGCUAGGACUAACUUCAAUCAACUGGGACAAACUUGGAUCAACUGGAACUAACAUUGAUCAACUGGGACUCGUUUUGAUCAACUGGCACUAACUUGAUUAGCUGCAACUUGCUUUGAUCAACCUGGACUGAUUUUGAUAAACUGGCACUAACUUUGUUAAACUGCAGCUAACUUUGAUCAGCUGGCACUUGCUUUGUUAAACUGUAGCUAACUUUUGAAGUUUCUGCUUUUCUUCCAGGUAGGACAUGUAGUCAGUAACUGUUUAAUUUUCAUAAUUUAUAAAUUUAUUGUUAACAGUUGAGACGUAAGGAUACCAAACAUUUUUUAAAUGGCACUUGCUUGCAUUAGGUGGGUUAUUGGACUAUAUUAACACAACUAAGCUUAUUUUGGCACAGCUAAGCCUGUAGCGGCACAACUAAGUUUGUAUAGGCAUGACUAAGCCUAUAUUGUUGCCAUUAAGCCUAUGGCAUGAAGACAUAACCCAAGAGCUUUUGUAAGUGAAAGAGUGGAAGUAACAGCUAAUAGCAUUACCAUUUAAUGAGAGUACCUAAAGAGUUGAACUUAGUAUUAAACAGGCCACCUGUCUUAAACAGCCAGUUCCCCAAUUUCUCAAAUCAACAUUUUGUCCUAAGCAACCACCUUCCUUGAGCAGCCGGAUUAGUGUUUCUCCCUUGGCUGUUUGCUUAAUACAACAUUAGACAAGAUCUAGACCAGCAGGUCCGUGGUUAACUUGAAUGUUUGUUUGCUCUGUAUAUGUAUAUAUGAAAUGGCAAAACUCAUUUGUUGAAACUGAAUGAAAUGUUUCCAUAAUGUACGGUAGAGGGGGAUAAUAUACAAAAGUGUAUAUAGAAUAAUAAUUGCCAAGGGAGUUAACUCCUUGUAAAGGUUGCACACAUAUACCGGUACUUGUAGAAUACUGGGAGUUUAUUUAUGUUUUUAAAAAAGACAUUUCUGUCCAAAAAAAUUGCCCUUUAUAAGUAAUUGUGUAUAUAUUUGAAUGUUCUUACUAAAUUUUUAAUAAUGUAAGCAGUUUAUUGAAUUUUAAAUUGAAACGUUGUAUACCAAAUGACAGGUUAAAAAUUUGUAGUUUUGUUGGGUCAUUUGAUUGACUUGUCAAAAAAUAUGUAAGUUGCAAAAGUACUUAUUGUAUUUUAGUUUUGCUUGUUAUUUUAUAUUCUAUACAAGUUUUUCUCUCGAUAAAUGAUUCUUAUUAGCACAACGUGACUUGAACUGUACAUAUCUGUAUUCAAUACAAUAUACAUGUAUUCAAUAUUGAACGUUGCAGUUUUGGUAAAUAUUUCCUGUUUAAGGUAGCAGACCUGUAAUGACUUGAAAAUUUCCAUGUGGUAACGUGUUCUCGUUAGGCAAUUAUCAGUAUUCUUCAGACGUAAAUACAGCUAAUUGCCCGCAUGGCUUUCAGUAUUAACAACAAAAUAAA